Apis cerana (Asiatic honeybee) is the source of this 1140-nucleotide messenger RNA. It is a transcript of the gene mtSSB, whose product is annotated as mitochondrial single stranded DNA-binding protein. Gene Ontology annotation, biological process: mitochondrial DNA replication; positive regulation of helicase activity. NCBI's taxonomy places the organism in Eukaryota, Metazoa, Arthropoda, Insecta, Hymenoptera, Apidae. Gene Ontology annotation, molecular function: single-stranded DNA binding. The record is from RefSeq and is a predicted model, not a curated record. Gene Ontology annotation, cellular component: mitochondrial nucleoid.
AUAAUAUAUAUAUAUAAUAUAUAAACUAAAUUAUAUAAUAUUAUCAAUAAAAAAGUCUAUGAAAAAAUAUAUAAAAUAUAAAAUAAAAAAUAUAAAAUAAGUAUUAUUAAUAUAUAAUAAUAAAUAAUGUAUUUUAAAGUUUUUAAAAUUUAUUAUUUAUUUUCAUUUUAAAAUUUGAUAAAAUAACAACAUAGCUAAUUUACAUUCUAUUUUAAAAAAUAUUUAUUAUAUUUAUAAAAAAUAAUAUAAAUAAUUAAUAUAUUUGAAUUUUUUACUAAAUAUAUCAAAAUCGUACAAUUUCUUUUUCUUUAUUAAUACAGAAAGCGGAUCUCAUAAAUACAUAAAGUGUGAUUUUUUUCAAGAAUAUUAGAUUUAUUAUAGAUUUUUAUCAAUAUUUUACUGAUUUUAAAACAAAUAAAUAAAAAUGUUUCGUCAAGUUAUUCCACAAAUGAUUAAAAAUAGUCGUACAAUUAAAAAUAUUCAAACUUCUACUGAUAUUGAUGCUAAUAUGAAAUUAGAAAAAUCUAUAAAUCAAGUUACUUUAUUAGGAAGAGUAGGAGGUGAGGCACAGAAAAAGGGCAGUAAUGAACAUCCUGUUGUUAUUUUUUCUCUUGCCACGCAUAAUAACUAUAAAUAUAUGAAUGGAGAUAUUGUACAACGAACAGAUUGGCAUAAAAUAUGCGUUUUUAAACCAAAUUUACGUGAAAAUGUGUAUACUUAUUUAAAAAAGGGUCAAAGAGUAUUAGUUUCAGGAAAAAUAAGUUAUGGAGAAUACAAAGAUGAAGAAGGUGUUACUAAAUCAAGUACUGCAGUAAUAGCAGAUGAUGUAAUAUUUUUUCAUCAUAAUAAUUAAAUUUAUAAAUAUAAUAUAAUUAUAUAUAAUAUUAAUAUGUAAUAAUAUAUAUAAACGUUUUAUUUUACUAAAAUAUAAAUAAAAUUUAUAAAUAAAAUUAAUUUUAUAUGAAAAUAUAUUUUUAUUUUUAAAUAUUUUCAUAUAAAAUUUACAAGAAUAUUUUAUUCAUUUAUUAAUUAUAAAAAAUAUGUAUAAUUAAUGUAUAGAUGCAUAGAAAUCUGAAUUGUAUUAUUAUUAUUUUAUAAUGUUUUUUCUGAUGAGGGAUAAUAAAUUGAUACUUAAAAUUA